Condylura cristata (star-nosed mole) is the source of this 2759-nucleotide messenger RNA. RefSeq names its product ELOVL fatty acid elongase 7 (gene ELOVL7). Gene Ontology annotation, cellular component: endoplasmic reticulum membrane; endoplasmic reticulum. The record is from RefSeq and is a predicted model, not a curated record. Lineage: Eukaryota; Metazoa; Chordata; Mammalia; Eulipotyphla; Talpidae. Gene Ontology annotation, biological process: fatty acid elongation, polyunsaturated fatty acid; sphingolipid biosynthetic process; fatty acid elongation, monounsaturated fatty acid. The coding region runs from base 250 to 1095 and encodes 281 amino acids. Gene Ontology annotation, molecular function: fatty acid elongase activity. The transcript has 9 exons.
AGGUGACACGGCGGCCUCUUCCCCUCCCACAGCCCGGUCGCGGUCGGGGCAGAAGGGGCCGCUGUGAGGAGCUCGGCGCUCGCGUAGCCCGCGGAUCCCCCCCCCGCCGCCGCGAGCCGCUCUGGGUAAUUCUAAUUAUCAACCAGCACUGGCAACCACUGAUAUAAGGAUAUAAAAAGAGAGGAAAAUUGUACUGACCUGAUCCCCUAACUAAAAAUCCAUUGCAAGAGCCACUAAAUCCAGUGAAAAAUGGCCUUCAGUGAUCUUACAUCCAGAACUGUGCGUCUUUACGAUAAUUGGAUCAAAGAUGCUGAUCCAAGAGUUGAGAACUGGUUUCUCAUGUCCUCGCCACUGCCACAAACCAUCAUCCUGGGACUCUAUGUAUAUUUUGUCACUUCCCUAGGACCAAAGCUUAUGGAGAAUCGAAAGCCCUUUGAACUCAAGAAAGCGAUGAUAACGUACAAUUUUUUCAUAGUACUCUUUUCUGUGUAUAUGUGUUAUGAGUUUGUGAUGUCUGGCUGGGGUACAGGUUAUUCAUUUCGAUGUGAAAUUGUUGACUAUUCACAGUCACCUACAGCUGUGAGGAUGGCACGCACCUGCUGGCUUUAUUACUUCUCCAAAUUUAUUGAGCUAUUAGAUACUAUCUUUUUUGUUCUACGUAAGAAAAAUAGCCAAGUGACUUUCCUGCAUGUCUUCCAUCAUACCAUCAUGCCAUGGACCUGGUGGUUUGGAGUCAAAUUUGCUGCAGGUGGUUUGGGAACAUUCCAUGCCUUUCUAAACACAGCUGUACAUGUAGUCAUGUAUUCCUACUAUGGACUAUGUGCAUUGGGACCAGCCUACCAGAAGUAUUUGUGGUGGAAAAAAUAUUUGACAUCAUUGCAACUUGUCCAGUUUGUUAUCGUCACCAUCCACAUAGGCCAGUUUUUUUUCAUGGAGGACUGCAAGUACCAGUUUCCAAUCUUUCUGUACAUCAUUAUGAGUUAUGGGUGCAUCUUUUUGCUGCUCUUUCUUCAUUUUUGGUACCGUGCUUAUACCAAAGGUCAAAGGCUGCCCAAAACUGUGAAAAAUGGAACCUACAAAAACAAAGAACACUAAAACUCAAGCACACUAUGAAACUAUUAAUGAGACUGAUAUCUAGUCUUCCUUGACAAUCAGGAAAGAUUUCCACAAGGCAUUGCAUAUUUUGUAUAUUUUUCAAAAUCAAAAGCUUGUAUUUUUAUGAUAAGUUAUUGGGGUUUCUGAUAUCUGAGGGUUCAGUGCUUCCAAAUAACCAAGUCCUGUGAUUAUUAGAUCCCUGAACAGUCAGUCUUUCAGUUGUUUUUAAACCAAACCUUGAUUUACUUAAUACAUCUUAUUACAGUGAAGGGAGGAUGUGAAACAGGAAGUACUCUUCGAGGAAGUCUGGUAUAGAUGAAAAAUAUCUCUAGAUAUUUUGAGCACCGACAGAGAUCCAUGCAGUACACUAGAUUCCUUCCGCCAAGUCUAGAAACUUCUAACUCUGGACUCCAGUUUUAUUGCAUAUUCACCAUAUUCAGAAGAUACUGUAGUCCUCUAAAGCUUAUUUUCCAUGCUAAUGUGCUAACACAGGUGCAAUCAAGUAAGUUUUUGAUAAGCUAUCCUUUAGAAUCACUAAAGAUAAUUUUUAAAGACCUCUUGAAUAGCCACCACCAGUUUUACUGUUAAGAAUUUAUCACAAUGCUUUUGUUGUAUGAACUGUUUAAAAGUAACAGUCCUUGCAGUUAGUACUUGGGUUAAUACUUGAUGCACUUGACAUGAAGGUCAAGUUAAUAUUUAGAAAACAAGGUAAUUUUUUUCCUGAUGGCUUAAAUACUGUUAAAUACUGUUUUGCAACUAACUUUGCAUACAUCUAGAAAGAAGUAAAUUUCUUAAUGGAAAAGUACUCUAAUUCAGUUGGAAAAUUUGCUGUUGUAUUAAUACAUAAUGUCACUUUCGCAAUUGUCACAGUUUAUUUUGGUUAAUAUUAAUUGUUAGACAUGUAAGUGUUCAUAUCAUUAGCACAUUGUAGGUUCUCUUGAAUCCUAAAAGAUUAUGGAUCACCCCAUGCUUCAGAGUUGGGUCCACAGUUUCCAGAGAUAGGUUACAGUGUCUUGUGAUUCAGUAGGAGACAAAUGGUGGAACAGAGGUAAGACAGGGACGAUUUGUUUUUAUGGAGAUCUCUCUCAAUAAAGAGAAAGACAGAGGCACUCCAUAAUGGUUACUGCUAUAGGCACACUGCAUGAAAAUUAUGAAUUCAUUAACAGUCUACAUUUCUUUUUUCAUGCCUAUAAACUAUGUAGUAAAGGUCUGGAUUGAUUUUGCAAGGGAUUAAUUUAUUUAAAAUUGUUUUCUAAUAUUCUCUCAUUCUGACAUUUUUCUUGUUGGAUAAUCAAAACUAUUGGUCAAAUAGAGUUUUGUUCAUGAAAUGACAAUAUUUGAAAAUGUCUGAAUUUUACCUAUUGCUAUUUUCCCUCAAUUUUGAAAUACUACUCAAGUUUGUAUGACUUCAAACUAUUGGUACUUAUGCCCCCCUCACUACAUAACACACAAUAAUGCUCAUUGUACUACAAAGCUGGAGAUCUCACUCACCACAACCUCCUCUUGGGUGUCUUCUCACCACUUGCUAAGUCAUACCACAGCCUUUUCUCUUCACACUCACCAGCCGUAUGGCUACCUGCCUUUAUUUGACCAUUAGUGAUUUGACUUGCUUCCUACCUGAGACGAGGGUUGGAUAAAUAGUUAGAAUUUCAUAUAUUUUUAAA